AGGUGAGGAACCGUGCAGAUGGAAUGGAAAUGGCUGGGAAAGUUGGGGUCGGCGGCCGUGCUUGGAUUAGUUUGCCUCUUGGUAUCAUUAGCGGUGGUGUCGUCGGAGCGGAGCAUUGGAAUUGAGGGGUUGAGGGGGACAAAGAGUACUGUUCAGGAAGAGGAUAUUGAAUCUAAUUAUAUUGCAAACUCGCUUGUUUUUCUAUGGCAGACUGAUAGAAAUUCUUACAAACCUGUUUGGCCGCCCAUGGAAUUCGGGUGGAAAAUUGCGGUGGGUUCCAUGAUUGGGUUCUUUGGAGCAGCGUUUGGUAGUGUCGGGGGAGUUGGUGGGGGUGGAAUUUUCGUGCCCAUGCUCGCUCUCAUCGUUGGUUUUGAUCCCAAGUCUGCUACAGCAAUCUCAAAGUGCAUGAUUAUGGGUGCAGCUGGUUCUACUGUUUACUACAACCUUAAGUUGAGGCAUCCAUCUUUACAUAUGCCCGUCAUUGACUAUGAUCUAGCUUUGCUCAUUCAACCCAUGCUUAUGCUAGGGAUCAGCGUCGGCGUCAUUUUUAAUGUUGUCUUUCCUGAUUGGAUGGUCACCGUCCUCCUAAUUGUCCUAUUUAUCGGGACCUCGACCAAGGCUUUCAUGAAAGGUGUUGACACAUGGAAACUGGAGACAAUUCUUAAAAGGGAGGCUGCUAAACGCUUGGUACCCAGUGAGUGCGAAGACAUCGAGUAUGAACCUCUUCCUAUGACUCCUACUAACAAUGAACAAAAAGGUGCAGCAGUGACAACAGAACUGGAGGUUUCACUUCUUCAAAAUAUAUACUGGAAGGAGCUCGGCCUGCUUGUGUUUGUAUGGAUGUCAUUUCUUGCACUACAAAUUGCAAAGAACUCUACAGCUACAUGUUCCACAUGGUAUUGGAUAUUAAACUUCCUACAGAUACCCAUCUCAAUCUCAGUUACUUUGUAUGAAGGAAUUGGUUUGUACAGAGGGGAAAGAGUGAUUGCCUCCACGGGAGUUCAAGGUUCAAACUUAAAAGUAAGCCAAUUGUUGGUAUACUGCUUUUCCGGAGUAAUUGGCGGUAUAGUAGGCGGACUACUUGGUCUAGGAGGUGGCUUUAUUUUGGGUCCAUUAUUCUUGGAACUCGGCAUCCCUCCUCAGGUUUCUAGUGCAACAGCAACUUUUGCCAUGACUUUCUCCUCAUCCAUGUCGGUCGUUGAAUACUACCUUCUAAAACGUUUUCCAGUCCCAUAUGCUGCCUACUUUCUCCUUGUGGCCACAGUUGCUGCCUUUGUGGGGCAACAUGUAGUCAGGAGACUGGUUCUUUUAAUCGGGAGGGCGUCUCUUAUCAUCUUCAUUCUCGCUUCAACAAUCUUUAUUAGUGCCAUCACUUUAGGUGGUUUUGGUAUUAUCAACAUGAUCCAAAAAAUCAAGCAUAAUGAGUACAUGGGUUUUGAGGACCUUUGCAAAUACGAUGCAUGAAAUGUACAUAUGUUCAAUGACUUUGUUUUUUGUUAAAUUUGUAGCUUUUAAUCUCCUAUUAGGAGGCAAAGGCUCUAGCUUAGUAAGAAUUGGACACUAUUUUAUUGGAGUAGGAAAUAGUCGCUGGUAAAUAUUCUUCUUGGAUAUUAUGCUUCUGUAGGGUUGUAUUGGAUUCAAUACAUUUAUAUUUGAUUGUCGUAUCAAUAUCUUCGCCAUGGAGUGGGUAAUUGUAAUGACAUUCUAUUGAGUAUAUAUCAAGUAUCAUU
Messenger RNA from Zingiber officinale, 1730 nucleotides. RefSeq names its product sulfite exporter TauE/SafE family protein 3-like. The transcript is spliced from 12 exons. Gene Ontology annotation, biological process: protein ubiquitination. NCBI's taxonomy places the organism in Eukaryota, Viridiplantae, Streptophyta, Magnoliopsida, Zingiberales, Zingiberaceae. Bases 19 to 1464 code for a protein of 481 amino acids. The record is from RefSeq and is a predicted model, not a curated record. Gene Ontology annotation, cellular component: membrane; Cul4A-RING E3 ubiquitin ligase complex.